Molecule: messenger RNA, 415 nt
Organism: Sphaerodactylus townsendi
Lineage: Eukaryota; Metazoa; Chordata; Lepidosauria; Squamata; Sphaerodactylidae
Product: histone H4
Exons: 1
Coding region: 20-331 (103 amino acids)
Biological process (GO): nucleosome assembly
Cellular component (GO): nucleosome
Molecular function (GO): DNA binding; protein heterodimerization activity; structural constituent of chromatin
Source: RefSeq, a predicted model, not a curated record
UUUUGUUUGAAGGAGGAAGAUGUCUGGUCGUGGAAAGGGCGGUAAAGGUUUGGGGAAGGGGGGAGCCAAGCGGCAUCGUAAGGUCCUCCGUGAUAACAUUCAAGGCAUUACCAAGCCUGCUAUCCGCCGUUUGGCUCGACGAGGUGGUGUGAAGCGUAUUUCAGGGUUGAUCUAUGAAGAGACACGUGGUGUGCUGAAAGUUUUCCUGGAGAAUGUAAUCCGAGAUGCUGUCACUUACACCGAGCACGCCAAGAGGAAGACCGUGACUGCUAUGGAUGUGGUCUAUGCUCUGAAGAGGCAGGGUCGUACCCUGUAUGGGUUCGGAGGUUGAAAGAAUUAGUCUUGGACUCAAACGCACAACUUAAAGGCCCUUUUAAGGGCCACACACUGGCACAUGGAAAGGGCUGUUUCCUUU